AUGAGUCGUUUGCUGCUGAAGCUCCGACAGAAUCUUCGCGCGGCAGCUCGCCCGACUACACACGUGACGCGGCGCUGGAUCAACUACGGCCAUGACAUGCACAAGGAUAUGCUCAAUGGCACGGCCAAGGUCUCUGUGAUGGAAUAUGACGAAGGAGGGUUCGUCAUCAAUGACGUGAAUAUGCGCGGGGGAAUCGCACUGUUCUCUGAGAUUGCUAUGCUCUGGAAACCGAAGAGAAUCGAGGAAAUCACGCGCGAGCAUCUGACUGUCUUCACAGUCUUUAAUCCACCUGUCGAAAUCCUGGUUCUUGGCUGCGGGGAGCGUAUCAACCGCGGACUAGCACCGGACUUGCAGGAGAUGCUGAAAGUGAACGGCAUCGUGGUGGAAUAUAUGGACACGGUCAAUGCGUGUGCCACGUUCAAUAUUCUGAAUGCCGAGGACCGCAGAGUGGCUGCUGCACUUCUACCGCCCAAUCCUGAUGCUGCGCCGGAUGCCUCCUAG
Molecule: messenger RNA, 501 nt
Organism: Peronospora matthiolae
Lineage: Eukaryota; Oomycota; Peronosporomycetes; Peronosporales; Peronosporaceae
Source: the annotation of a GenBank genome assembly